This is a messenger RNA of Aureobasidium pullulans EXF-150, 933 nucleotides long. RefSeq lists its product as uncharacterized. Bases 1 to 933 code for a protein of 310 amino acids. NCBI's taxonomy places the organism in Eukaryota, Fungi, Ascomycota, Dothideomycetes, Dothideales, Saccotheciaceae. The record is from RefSeq and is a predicted model, not a curated record. The transcript has 5 exons.
AUGGCCGAACAACAAACACGGCCCGCGUCUCCCACCCCCAUCUUCGGCAGCCCAGUCCUCAAUCUAGUCGAAAGAAUAGAAGAACACGCCUACUACUUCCUCAAAGAACUAGACUUCUGGCUAGACAGAACACAACAUCCUUCAGCCCUCGAAUAUCAAGAUGUCUCGAGUUUACAUCCUGCCUCCCUCGAGCAAGAGAUACAGAAUGCUGCAUAUGUGCUCUCCAUUGAGAUCGAGCUGCAAGAAGAGAUUGCUAGGAUGAGAGCGUCGGCUUAUGCACAGUUGGACAGGAUUGCGAGUGCGGAAAAGCCCGUAAUCGUCCCUGGAAUCACUCCCAAUGGUAUUCCUGGUGCAAGUCUCCGUCCGCUACCUCGACCGCUGCCACCUUCAUCGCCACCACCGUUCACGGAUAUCAGUCCACUGGGCAUACUCGGUUCAAUCAUGUGGCACACCAGGGCAGAACGUCCUAGAUCAUCUGUCGAGUCUUACCGAUCGCUGAACGAGUUAGUCACCGCCAGACUCAACAGGUUCCUUAUCGAAGAAGACGAAUACCCCAAACGAUACAACAUCUGGCAACAACACAACCUCGAAGUCGACACUCUCAAAGAUGCCAUGCUAGACGACACAGUCGCGGCUGAAUGCCAGAGAAAGCUCCCAGCAGCCCUCAAAUUGGAAGCAGAAUCUCGCAGAAAGUUUGUUGAUUCGGCAAGAGCUUGUUUUCACUUCAUCAAAGAGUUGGAGUACAGUCAGAACAGGAGUUUUGAGCUGGAUGAAGGAAGUUUGGAGGGCAUGCCCGAUAUGGAGAAGCACAAGCUUGUCAACCAGCAGGACGAAUCAGAUGAAUUUGAGCUUGAAUACUUUCGCUCCAACGAGACGUUCGAGAACGAAGUCAAGACACUCGAACUAGGUCUUAAACUCAGUCCAGCAAUUUGA